Messenger RNA from Arabidopsis arenosa, 835 nucleotides. NCBI's taxonomy places the organism in Eukaryota, Viridiplantae, Streptophyta, Magnoliopsida, Brassicales, Brassicaceae. The record is from the annotation of a GenBank genome assembly.
AGCAGGUCUGGCUAAGCACGGGGCUACCUCUCUGGCCUGUUUCUGCGAUGCACUCUGUUUCGGAACGGUUUGCUCAUCUACUGAAAUUGAUGGAAAGGCAAGAUUUGGAUACAAGUGUACGUGAGGCCAUUCCAUGGCUCUUAUGGGAAAUUUGGAAAGCCCGAAACUCCACAUUGUAUGCAGCGAAGACCAACUCUCCUCAGUUUAUUGUUGCAACGGCGUUGGAAGAGGCUAGAGAAUGGCUACAACAAAACUUGGUGGCUCAACAGGAUCGAAGCCGCAGCCUGAAUCAUUUUUCCACGGGAGAGAGAAGGUGGUCUAAACCAGCUCCGGGUAAGCUUAAAUGCAAUAUUCACUCUUCUUGGAUGAGGGAUUCCUUUCACAUUGGAGGAGCUUGGUUAUUACGUAAUCAUCUGGGAGAGGCUGUUUUUCAUGCUCGAGAUGCUUUCCUCCCCAUGGUCAACCGAUUAGCUGCAGAGUUACAUAUUAUCCUAUGGUGUGUCCGAAGCAUACGAGAGUUGCGUAUAAGCUCUUGUGAAGUUUGGUCAGAUUGCAAAUCAGCUUUGGAAGCUUUAGCCAAACCGGAGGAGUAUCCUAAAUACCGUUCUCAGAUUAUCAAGAUACAACAAGUGAUACGGGUGAUGCGGGAGGUAACUUUUCACCUCUCUUCACCGAAAGCCAAUUGUUUGGCCAAGGAGAUUGCUUGUAGUGUUACAAGGGACGGACGGUUUACUUCUUACCUAGCUAGAGGAGGUCCGGCAUGGCUACAUAACAGAUUGGAGGAAGAACGCCGAGGUAGUAUCUAAUUUGAUCAUUGGUCUCUGGUUUGUAGCUC